GGGAAACUGAUUUAGUUAUUGUGCAACUUUAAAGGCUUCAUCUCAAAUUUUCUUGAUCUGAUCCAGAGCUAGUAAAAAUGUCGUCCCAUUGUGAUAUAAUAAACCUUCCAAUAGAGAUUUUGGGUUUGGUUUUCAAGUACAUUCCGGUUAUGAGAGAUAAGCUCAAUCUGGCAAAAUCUCAUUGCGUUCUUGGAAAGGCAUUCGCCUUUCACGCCGGCAAUAUUUUUAAGGAAAUCGAAAUUGAGAAACGGCCAAUCGAGGAUUGGUCAGAUAUUUUGUCGCUGUGUGGAUCCUCUGUUAACAGCAUCAGAGCCUUAAAUUAUUAUAAUAGGGAUACAGAUCCUGUAUCUGCGGCCAAGUUGGCCUCCAAGCACUGUCCCAACCUGGAGAAGUUCAGCUUUCGCGUUUGCAGCAGUUCCUGGAAUCAAUUAAAGUCGCUCCUUUUGACUCUUCAAAAUCUGUCUUACAUAGAACUUCGGAACUGUUCUGAAAAUGUUAGUGUAGUUGAUGCGCUGCUGCAAAUGCCCAAGCUGAAACACUUACAGUUAUACGGGGUCGAAAAUCACUUUAUUGAAAGAGUUGGAGAACUUUCGAAUCUGACGAAAUUGACUAUGCAAAACAUCGAACGCAUUGAUUUCUUCAGAGUCAGCAGAUCACUGAAGAACAUUAAAAGCUUGGAGAUAAAUACCGCUGUUUUCCAAAAGCCUAAUGAUCUUGGUGACGAACAAUUGUUGCCGAAAAUUGAAUUAAUUAAAAUUAACUCUGGGAUCUUCCAAACGCCGCUGCCUUACUUACCGAGUCUAAAACAUUUGUGCAUUAGGAGCACCUUCGAUUACAACAUGAAUCCUUCCAAAGUAUUUGGGGAAUCGGUCUUGAGUUAUGGCAAGACCUUGGAGUCGCUGAGUUUUCGUGCAAAUAGCUAUUUUUUCUUCAAUGUUGAUAAAAUCGGGAUAUUAAUGAAGCUUAAGGCUCUUAAGAAGCUCGAGUUGCCGGUGGAAAGUGAUGAUUGUUUCCACGAUAUCUCCCAAUUGGAGAACCUGGAGGAGUUGAGCUUACUAAAUUCGAAAAUCACUAACCGAGGAGCCAUUAUGGUGAUUAAUGGAUGCAAAAAAUUGCAAAAACUUAAAAUUUGCGAUUGCGAAAUGGUCAACAGAAAUAUGAUCAAGGCAGCUGUCGCUGCUCUACAGCAUUGCUCCCCUAGGUCGGAUAAGCCAUUUUUACUCCGUGUUAGUCGUGACUUCGGACAUGUCGAUAAGAGCAAGCUGGGUGGAGUACUGGAUAUUGAACAUGUUAAUCCAAAUGAUGAAUUCUAAACAUACAAAAAAAUAUGAAAUAAAUAAUAUCGAAAGAGAAGAGAGUAUUAUAAAUGAAGUUAAUAAGUCUUAAGUUGUUCUGUUAAAAUAGUACAUGUAUGUUUAUGGAAGACAUUCAAAUGUUUUGAUUUUAAUUAUUUUA
Drosophila kikkawai is the source of this 1455-nucleotide messenger RNA. Its product is annotated as internalin I-like. The record is from RefSeq and is a predicted model, not a curated record. NCBI's taxonomy places the organism in Eukaryota, Metazoa, Arthropoda, Insecta, Diptera, Drosophilidae.